Molecule: messenger RNA, 1392 nt
Organism: Huiozyma naganishii CBS 8797
Lineage: Eukaryota; Fungi; Ascomycota; Saccharomycetes; Saccharomycetales; Saccharomycetaceae
Gene: DCW1
Product: putative mannan endo-1,6-alpha-mannosidase
Exons: 1
Coding region: 1-1392 (463 amino acids)
Biological process (GO): budding cell bud growth; carbohydrate catabolic process; fungal-type cell wall biogenesis
Molecular function (GO): mannan endo-1,6-alpha-mannosidase activity
Source: RefSeq, a predicted model, not a curated record
AUGCAGUUUUCCAGUUGUAAGAUGGGGACGAGUACCGUCUCGGUGCUGUUGGCGUUGAGUGCGGUCGUCUCCAAAGUUGCCGCGUUGGAUAUAGACUUGGACAAUUUGGACUCGAUAAGGAAUGCUACCUCGCUGAUCGCGUACGGUUUGAUGGACUACUACACCGGUGAACAGUAUGGGAAAACGGUGGGUAUGUUCGCUGAUCCGUACUACUGGUGGGAAGCCGGUGGUGCAUGGGGGUCCAUGCUAGAUUACUCGUGGUUUAUGGAUAACGACACGUAUGACUCCCAGAUCAUGAGCGCAAUGCUGCACCAGACCGGUGAGCACAACAACUACAUCCCGUUGAAUCAAUCGACCACGGAAGGUAACGAUGAUCAAGCUUUUUGGGGGAUCGCAGCGAUGACCGCAGCGGAAAGAAAUUUCACAAACCCACCCGAGGAUAAACCACAGUGGUUGUACUUGGCGCAGGCCGUUUUCAACACCAUGGCACUUCGUUGGGAUACGGAGUCCUGCGGCGGUGGGUUAAGAUGGCAGAUUUUCAACUGGAACUCUGGUUACGAUUACAAAAAUACAGUCUCCAACGGUGCCCUGUUCCACAUGGCAUCAAGAUUGGCAAGGUACACAGGGAAUCAAAGUUACGUCGAUUGGGCGGAAAAAGUUUACGAUUGGAUGUGGGACGUCCACGUCAUCUCUAAUAGCACGUACAUGUUUGUGUACGACGGUGUGGAUGCAAACGACAACUGUAGCACAGUGACACAAUACCAAUGGACGUACAACCAUGGGCUGUUGCUGGCCGGGUCCGCCUACUUGUACAACUUCACUGGUGACGAAGUUUGGCAUAACAGAACGAAAAAACUGGUGACCGCAGCGCAAGUGUUUUUCAACUCCACCACCGGUAUAAUGUACGAGGCUGCUUGUCAAGCAGCAUUGACUUGUAACAACGAUCAACGGUCCUUCAAGGCAUACUUCUCCCGUUUCUUGGGGUUGACUGCCCAGUUGGUCCCCGAGACGAGAACGCAGAUCAUGGGCUGGUUGAACACUUCGGCCGUUGCAGCUGGUAAAUCGUGCAGCGGUGGUUACGAUGGUCAUACCUGUGGGUUGAACUGGUUCAAGGAUGGCUGGGAUGGGAUGUACGGUCUCGGUGAGCAAAUGUCUGCCUUGGAGUGUAUUCUGAACACGAGAGCACUUAUGAAACCGGCCCCUUACACUGCAACCAAUGGUGGUUCGUCUAAGGGGGAGUCCAGCCGCUGGUACGGAAGCAUACCCAACCAACUUGUCCCCAUUGCAUAUCACAAAAGGGUCUCGGGCAGGUGCCGGUAUCAUCACUGCCAUCAUCGGUAUUUCAAUCGUAUCGUGUGCAUUGUGGCUAGUGUUCUAAGAAAACAAGAAUGA